GGCCGUCGCAAUCCACUAGCACCGGCAGUCUAUAUAUGUAAAAAGGAGUGGAUUUGGGUUAGGUCUGAUGUGGUCGUGGUGGGUCUGGCAGUUUUUUUUUUUCUAAAAUUAGGACCACAUUUUCUCUUUUUUUUUGUGGUCUAGAGAGGGCUUAUGGUGAAAAAAAAAAUACUUUGAUCACUAUAGAAACGUCCUAGUUUCUGUCUUUGUCAAAAGGCAUAAGAUUGAACAGCCAUCGAAUUUUAUAUGUUUUAUCUUAUGGAAAACGUGUAUUAUGCUUUUGACCUUUUUAACACUAUGUUUUGAAUCUGAAGUUUUUUCAUCUGGAUAGAUUACUUCCAUCUAGUUCAUCUCUGAGUACUACUUAUUUGUUGAAACAAUGAAUCGGUGUAAUUUUGUUACCGGAAGUUGCCUAUUUGUGUUGGCUUUGGGUUUAGUUUUAAAUGGUGUACCACCCCUUGCACCUCCAAGUAAAGAAUGUCGAAUUCCUGCAAUUUACAACUUUGGUGACUCGAAUUCUGAUACCGGUUCCAACUCUGCUGCAUUUGGUCGCGAAUCUUGCCCAAACGGAAUUACUUUCUUUGGCAGACCUGCUGGAAGAGUCUGUGAUGGGCGCUUAAUCAUUGAUUUUAUUGCUGAGAAGUCGAAAAUACCUCAUUUGAGUGCAUAUCUGGAUGCAAUUGAGGCCAAUUUUGAGCACGGGGCUAAUUUUGCUGCGUAUGGGGCUACAAUUCAGCCAGCUGACAGCAAACUCUACGGAAGUGGUGCUAACCCUAUUGCCCUUAACAUACAGCUUUUGCAAUAUCAUCAGUUAAAGGAACGUUCUCACGAGCUAUAUCAGCAAGCUAAAACCUCCAAUGCUAAAUCGCGGUUGCCAAGGCCUGAUGACUUCUCAAAGGCCAUUUAUAUGAUUGAUAUUGGUCAAAAUGACAUUGAUUUUCUGUUUAAAUUAACAUCAGAGGAUCAAGUACAAGAAUCUCUUCCUUUUAUAAUCAAUCACUUUGCUUCCGCGAUAGAGAAUCUACACCAAGGAGGAGCUAGAAAAUUUUGGAUACACAAUACAGGACCGUUUGGUUGCUUACCGGAUAGUGUGGAGACUCUGAAGAGAUAUCUUCCCAAUACUCAAUUUACUGAUGAAAUAGGUUGUGUGAAGUCUUAUAACGAGUUAGCUCAAGAGUUCAACCGUCUGCUCAAGGAGAAAGUGUCUGAAUUACGCGCUACUUUUCAUGACUCACUUCUUGUAAUUGUAGACAUAUACUCUGCCAAGUACACUCUUAUAAGGGAUGAGAGUCAAAAUGGUUUUGUUGAUCCUUUCAGUUACUGCUGCGAAAAUUGUGCAGAAUAUCAUGUACCUUACUGGGAAAUGAAAAUUGUUAACGACACCACUGCAAUUCAUCCAACUUCUUGUAAUAGUCCUUCUGAAUACAUUAGUUGGGAUGGUGUGCAUUACACUGAGGCUGCAAACCGUUGGGUUGCUGAAAGGAUUUUGGAUGGAUCGUUUUCAGAUCCACCGCUAUCCUUAGCUAAAUUAUGUGUUUAAAUGCUGAUAAUCUGAUCUCCAAACUUCUUGCUUUGUGUUUCCUACUCAUGUAACUUUAAACCAUACACAUUAACGUAUAUUGUAAAUUUGUAAUGUGCUUCGGAUAAAUGUUACUCCGUAUCAAUUUCUGGCUCUUUGAAUUUGUAACAGGAUAGUUGUGAUAUAUGGUUUGGUUACUUGAACCUUAAGCGUUAUUUAUAAGUACUAUAAGUACUUGGUUUCAGUAUUAUCAAUCAUAAA
Messenger RNA from Chenopodium quinoa (quinoa), 1780 nucleotides. RefSeq names its product GDSL esterase/lipase At5g14450-like. The record is from RefSeq and is a predicted model, not a curated record. Bases 380 to 1540 code for a protein of 386 amino acids. Gene Ontology annotation, molecular function: hydrolase activity, acting on ester bonds. NCBI's taxonomy places the organism in Eukaryota, Viridiplantae, Streptophyta, Magnoliopsida, Caryophyllales, Amaranthaceae. The transcript has 5 exons.